GAGCUGCCGGAAGUAGGCGGCAGAGGUGGUGGCAGGGCUGGCAGCAGCUGCCAGGGAAACCGAGGCGCGGGACGCUGGGCUCACAGACAGGCAGGCCUGGGAGUCGUCUCUGCGCCCGGCACGCAGGAGGCCUGAGCGCCCCCCUUGCCUGGGCUGAGGGUCCCUGCCUGGUCCGGCAGCGUCGUCGGGACCCGGGUCUUUCCCUAAGCCCGCCAGGGGGCGCCGCGCUGAGGGGCUGCAGAGUGGGGGGCGGGCGCGGCUGACCCGAGAAGGGGUGCCGGGCCGGGCGGUGGGAGAGGGCUCUUCCCCGCUCAGGAGGUGCCCCUGGGCGGGGGACCAGGAGUCCUCACCUCUGGACUGAGGCAGGGGUUUCUGGGGGCGAGGAGGGUGCGUCGCCCUCUGCCCCCGCCGGCACCCUGGCCAUGACGGGCAAAUCGGUGAAGGACGUGGAUCGGUACCAGGCGGUCCUAGCCAACCUGCUGCUGGAGGAGGAUAACAAGUUUUGUGCGGACUGCCAGUCUAAAGUUAUACUUCUGUUUGAGCAAGUGGCCAGUUUAAGUAGAUACUAACUUUGAAGAAGUUCUGUGUUGGCCCCUGGAGUGUGACAGUUCAGCAUACCACAUUGAAAAGGACCACGAUGGGCCUCCUGGAACAUUGGUGUGUUCAUCUGCAUUCGAUGUGCUGGAAUCCACAGGAAUCUCGGGGUGCACAUAUCCAGGGUAAAAUCAGUUAACCUCGACCAGUGGACUCAGGAACAGAUCCAGUGCAUGCAAGAGAUGGGGAAUGGAAAGGCAAACCGACUUUAUGAAGCCUACCUGCCUGAGACCUUUCGGCGACCUCAAAUAGACCCAGCUGUCGAGGGAUUUAUUCGAGAUAAAUAUGAGAAGAAGAAAUACAUGGACCGAAGUCUGGACAUCAAUGCCUUUAGGAAAGAAAAAGAUGACAAGUGGAAAAGAGGGAGCGAACCAGCUCCGGAGAAAAAAAUGGAACCUGUUGUUUUUGAGAAAGUUAAAAUGCCACAGAAAAAAGAAGAUCUACAGCUACCUCGGAAAUGUUCCCCGAAAUCCACAGCACCUGUCAUGGAUUUGUUGGGCCUUGAUGCUCCUGUGUCCUGCUCCAUUGCAAAUAGUAAGACCAGUAAUACCCUAGAGAAGGAUUUAGAUCUUUUGGCCUCUGUUCCAUCUCCCUCUUCUUCGGUUUCCAGAAAGGUUGUAGGUUCCAUGCCAACCGCGGGGAGUGUUCCCGAAAACCUAAACCUGUUUCCAGAGCCAGGGAGCAAAUCAGAAGAAACAGGCAAGAAGCAGCUCUCUAAAGACUCCAUCCUUUCACUGUAUGGAUCCCAGACGCCUCAGAUGCCUGCCCAAGCAAUGUUCAUGGCUCCUGCUCAGAUGGCAUAUCCCACAGCCUACCCCAGCUUCCCUGGGGUUACACCUCCUAACAGCCUAAUGGGGAGCAUGAUGCCCCCACCAGUAGGCAUGGUAGCUCAGCCAGGAGCUUCUGGUAUGGUUGCCCCCAUGGCCAUGCCUGCAGGCUAUAUGGGUGGCAUGCAGGCAUCCAUGAUGGGUGUGCCAAACGGAAUGAUGACCACCCAGCAGGCUGGCUACAUGGCAGGCAUGGCAGCUAUGCCCCAGACUAUGUAUGGGGUUCAGCCAGCUCAGCAGCUGCAGUGGAACCUUACUCAGAUGACCCAGCAGAUGGCUGGGAUGAACUUCUGUGGCGCCAACGGCAUGCUGAGCUAUGGACAGUCCAUGAACGGCGGGAACGGACAGGCAGCAAAUCAGACUCUCAGCCCUCAGAUGUGGAAAUAAACACAACGCACCUGGAUGACUACCACUCUCCUCAGCCGCCUCUCUCCCCGUGUUUCCUCUUUCCCCAGCUGCUCCCCCACCCCCAUCCCCUUUCCUACCUCUCUCUGUUUGGUUUAGAAACUGCUCAAUCCGUCACUUGGGACUUGGCAUUCUGCCCAGCCCAGCCACAUCCCAAACACGCGGACCUCUCUGUUGUUUUCUGUCGUGCCUGUCCCCUAGCUCUCCUGACUCCCUCCCCAGCCUCAGCCCUGGUCCUCUCCUGGUACCAGCACCUUAGCAACUGUUGGCAGAAGGCACUUAGACUGCAGGAUCAAUGUGCACACGUUUGAGCACCUUUCCCACCAGGUGAAACCUCCUAUCAGACUCAGAAAGGUCUGAUAAGCUAUUUCCAUAUGUUUAAAUUUGAGGUGAAAACAGAGGCAUCAUGCUCCCCUGACUUACGGGAAUGAAGAAAGUAAUGAAAUCAAAUUAAAUAUUCCUUGAGUCUUAGAGCAGGUUGGCCCUAGCCCUGGCAUGAGGCAAACGCCCUCCUACGAGGACGAGCAAAAAUAUGACUCUACUUUGCCCUGAAUUGCUUUCUGGAUCUGAGGCUUCAGGACUUGCUGCUUCGGCCAGCCUUUAUUAACACCAAAGACUCUACGAAGGUUCCCCACAAAAACACACACCCAUUUCCCUGCCUCCAUCCUGCCUUCAGUAGGAUCUGACUUUGUGGCUGGAGGACCAACCCCUCCCGUGGGAAUGCAGAGCUUAACAUGUGUACUGCUUGUGUGUGUGUGUGUGUGUGUGUGUGUGUAUUCCACCUCCCACUCCCUCCCCAUCUGCUCUGGGUAUUUUUGGUUUUGUUUUUUUAGUUUUAGGUUUGCAACAGAGAGGAGUUAAUUUAUCAACAGCCUAAAACUGUUGCCAGUUUUUCUUUAGUUAAAAAAAGGUACAAUCUCAUUGGUAGCUCCCGUCCUCCUUUCCCCUCUCCGCCCUGCCAGUUGCUCUCUCCUGCCGGUGUGUCCAGGCUGCUCUGUGUCCCCACCUGUCCAGGUGUAUGAGGCAGAGUGCCUGGGCAGCUUUCCUCUUAGUCAUCGUUCACCCUACUUGAAAAUUAAAACAAGAAAACUUUGCUUAAAAGAUUUCAUCUUUGGGAAUCACAACUCCUGGUUGCCUUUCUCCUGUGUAUGUGUAAAUUCCUUAAUAAAUAUUGCAGGGAAGGA
Orcinus orca (killer whale) is the source of this 3010-nucleotide messenger RNA. It is a transcript of the gene SMAP2, whose product is annotated as small ArfGAP2. Lineage: Eukaryota; Metazoa; Chordata; Mammalia; Artiodactyla; Delphinidae. Gene Ontology annotation, molecular function: GTPase activator activity. The record is from RefSeq and is a predicted model, not a curated record. Bases 768 to 1808 code for a protein of 346 amino acids. The transcript has 11 exons.